AUGCCGUGGUGCUGUGCUAGGGGCGCGGCCACUCCGCUGCUGUCCGAGCCCGGACGGCCCGUACCCGACCCUUUCGGGCCAAUGCUGAUCCAGCCCAACCCUGCCGCGCUCGUGAUAACGGCCGGAACCGGCGAGGGCAUCUUCAUCGAGCGGCUCAAGCAUUCCGGAUGGCAGCUCACCAUCGCCCCGCCGCACCAGGCCGAGCCGUUAUGUGUCCAGCUCCGCCCCCACCUCGUCCUGAUCGACAACCGGUUACCGGACCUCACGACGAUGGCCAAACAGCUGCACCAAAUCUCCAACGUCGAUGACACGUUCUUCGUGGUCAUCUCGGAAAAGCCUCUCUCCGAGAAGCGACGACGCUCCCUUGCCCACGCCGAGAUUCUGCAUAACAUCUUGUGGAACAGCCGUGACACGUCGCUUGUUGAAUGGGUCUCCCGGAUGACGACGAGGUUGCGGGUUGUCCCGGCGUUGUUCGCAGUAUUGGAUGAGGCUGACCAGGCAGUCGAAGUGAUCGACGACUCGCGCGUGGUCCUCUACGUGAAUCGAGCUUACGAGAAUGUGACGGGAUGCCUGCGGGGUGAGGUGAUCGGCCAGCAAGAGAGUGAUGUUCGACGAAAAUCUCUACCGCGCCCACGAGAAGACGACCGGCGGCGCUCAUCAGAUUGGAAAUGUAUCCGGGUACCCAGUAGUUCGUGCAGCAACCAAUACGUGUACGUGAAGCGGAGAAGCCUCGACGGCGGGAUCUACAGAGAUGUUUCGUUGAAGAGUAUACGUUCGCAGGCCAUGAUCGAGGCACCGAUAUCAGAGGUUAUUUCAAUGCUCAGGGACGCGGCGGGACGAUGUGAGGGUGAAAGCGCGCAACUCGUCAAAGAUGCCGUUAAGGUGCUCUCUUCGCACGAGCUCUACCUGCCGAAUCUGCAGAAGAUCCGGGACGGGGACCAGCGCGUGGCCGCCCAGUACUACGACGGCCUCGUCAGGGUUGGGACCCUCCACCACCCGCCACGGCAUCGCAAGCGCAGCGUCGUCGACGCGUAUAAGGACAAACGAGACUUUCUAGGGUCCCACGGGGAACGGCGACGGGUAUCGGCCGACGUGAAGAACGCGCUCGAGAACGACCACCUCUGGAACUACGACAUCCUACAGCUCGAGCGCGUCACCGAACAUCACGCUCUGUCGCAGCUUGGCAUGAAGAUUUUCGAGCGUUGGAAGGUGGCCGACGUGCUACAGUGCCAGGAGGACAUCCUCGCCAGGUGGUUGAACACCAUCGAGAUGCACUAUCAUGCCGGAAACGCCUACCACAACGCGACGCACGCCGCGGAUGUCUUGCAGGCCACCUCCUACUUCUUGGACCAGCCCACGGUCGCCGACCACGUCAUCGACACGCACGGGGUUGCUGCCCUGCUCGCUGCAGCCGUCCACGAUCUGGACCAUCCGGGUCGGGGCAACGCAUUCUUGAUCAACACCCGCCAGUCGCUGGCAAUCCUCUACAACGACCAGUCCGUCCUCGAGAAUCACCACGUCGCCCUGGCGUUCCAGCUGACGCUGCAGCAGAACAGCAAUGUGAACAUUUUCGGCGCGUUGUCCCGCGACGAAUUCUCAACCAUGCGCGCCGCCGUCGUCGAGAUGGUCCUUGCCACGGACAUCAGAAGACAUUUCGAGUACCUCGCCAAGUUCAACCAGAUGAAUAUCGUCGACGUGGCCGACGAGCAGCGAGAACAGAACUCGAUGAUUGUGUGCAACAUGCUCGUCAAGUGCGCCGAUAUUUCGAACCCGUGUCGCGACUGGGUCACAUGCCAGAAAUGGGCCUACCGUAUCGUGGAGGAAUAUUUCGAGCAGACCCGCGAGGAGAAGGAGAAGGGCCUGCCGCUAACGAUGGAAUUCUUCGACCGCGAAUCCUGUUGUGUGCCCGUAACGCAGACCGGUUUUGUCGACAUGUUCGUGAGGGAAGCGUUCUCGUGCUGGAGCGAAUUCGCGCAUUUGCCACAGCUGCUGCACAUUCUCGACCAGAACUACGAGCACUGGAAGCAGAUGCAGCCCGGCUGGACGCCUGCCAACAAUAUUGGGCUGUUGUCG
Mesorhabditis spiculigera is the source of this 2073-nucleotide messenger RNA. The record is from the annotation of a GenBank genome assembly. Lineage: Eukaryota; Metazoa; Nematoda; Chromadorea; Rhabditida; Rhabditidae.